Fusarium redolens is the source of this 421-nucleotide messenger RNA. RefSeq lists its product as uncharacterized. Bases 67 to 414 code for a protein of 115 amino acids. The record is from RefSeq and is a predicted model, not a curated record. Lineage: Eukaryota; Fungi; Ascomycota; Sordariomycetes; Hypocreales; Nectriaceae. The transcript has a single exon.
GUUGUAUCCAGGCUUACAAUAAAGGGGAGGCUGAGAAUAUAUUCAGCAAGUAUAUACACUCUCACAAUGUUUUCCAGGACGAACAGGUCAAGGCGUUGUGACACCGCUGGAAUACAUGGACAAUACACCAAUGUCGUAGUGUACGCAGACUACAACAGCAUUAUGGCCUACCAUAAUCGUCGACCCUCACCUCCGGGAAACUCAAUCCUACGCGAAACUACCAUCCUAUUGAUCGAAGUUACUGGUGACGGUGGAACUGCAAAGGGGUUUUGGUUAAUAGCUGGAGUUGAAAGUGGUUUGGAUGACCCCAAAAACGUGGGAACUACGCCAGAGCCUUUUAUGGGACUGAAGAUAAAAACGUCGAUGGAAAACUCGCGACACCAGGCCCUGGAUAUUAUUUCAAUUGCUGCCUGAGUACCUG